Molecule: messenger RNA, 2098 nt
Organism: Alnus glutinosa
Lineage: Eukaryota; Viridiplantae; Streptophyta; Magnoliopsida; Fagales; Betulaceae
Product: polyphenol oxidase, chloroplastic-like
Exons: 1
Coding region: 35-1852 (605 amino acids)
Biological process (GO): pigment biosynthetic process
Molecular function (GO): catechol oxidase activity
Source: RefSeq, a predicted model, not a curated record
GCCUUAAUCCUUACCUUCACACCAAGACCAGGCAAUGGCUUCUCUCUGUACCCAACCAAUCUUCACUACCACCCAGACUGUGGCCGGCACCACCAGCACCUCUCCCAGGUUCUCAUUCUCUUCUUUUUAUCCAAAAAACCCCCAGAUUUCAAAAUCAGGGAAGCGGAACCAUCCCCAGCUUGUUCCAAGAGUACUGGCAUGCAAAGCCACAAAGGGUGACCAAAACCUUACCUCUGGCUCCAAAGAUGGACAACCUCCUCAAGGGAAAUUCGAUAGGAGAGAUGUGCUCAUCGGCCUCGGAGGUCUCUACGGUGCUGCCAGUCUUCACAAUGACCCGGCUGCGUUGGCAGCCCCGGUGUCAGGGCCAGACAUAACAAAAUGUGGGCAGGCAACCAUUACUGAAGGGUCAACAAUCAAUUGCUGCCCAACAGGAUCCACAACGAUCACAGACUUCAAGAUACCCUCAAACCCUACCGUGCGUGUGAGGCCUGCCGCACAUUUGGCGAACAAGGAUUACAUAGCAAAAUAUAACAAGGCCCUCAAGCUCAUGAAAGCCCUCCCAGCCGAUGACCCACGUAGUUUCUCACAACAAGCCAACGUUCACUGCGCCUAUUGUAAUGGGGCAUAUGACCAAGUCGGAUACUCAGACCUUGAGUAUCAAGUUCACGCUAGUUGGCUCUUCUUCCCGUUUCAUCGCUGGUACUUGUACUUCUAUGAGAGGAUCUUGGGCAACCUGAUUGGCGAUCCCACCUUUGCCAUGCCAUUCUGGAACUGGGACGCCCAACCCGGCAUGCAAAUCCCAGCCAUGUUUGUAGACUCCACCUCACCACUCUACGAUGUCUACCGCAACGCAAAUCACCAGCCGCCGACACUGAUCGACCUCGACUACAGCGGUACAGAGGAUUCAACAAGUUCAGUAGACCAAAAUCUCAACAUCAUGUACCGGCAGAUGGUGUCCAACAGCAAGACCGCUCAGCUAUUCCACGGCACCGCUUACCGUGCCGGGGAUGACCCUGACCCGGGUGCUGGCUCACUCGAGUCCACUCCUCACAAUAACAUCCACUUGUGGUGCGGUGACCCGAACCAGCCUAAUAUCGAGGACAUGGGGAAUCUUUACUCCUCCGGUAGAGAUCCACUCUUUUACGCUCACCACUCGAAUGUGGACCGAAUGUGGACCAUAUGGAAGACGCUAGGAGGGAACCGAAAAGAUUUCACAGACACUGAUUGGUUAAACGCCGACUUCAUCUUCUACGAUGAAAAUGCUCAGCCUGUUCGUGUUUAUGUUAAGGACUGCCUUGAAACUAAGAAGCUGGGCUAUGCUUAUCAAGAUGUGGAUAUUCCAUGGCUGAAAACUAAGGCAACUCCUCGCAAAUCUAAAAACGUCAAGAAAGUAGCGACGCUUUUUCCUUCAGGACGUGGGGGUGUUGCGCUUGCGGCUGCAUCAUCUGCAAGCCUUGCGUUUCCAGUUGUUUUGGACAAGGUGAUAAGCACUGUGGUCGCUAGGCCCAGCAAAUCGAGAAGUAAACGUCAGAAGGAAGAGAAGGAAGAGGUGUUGGUGAUUGAAGGCAUCGAGUUGGAGAAAGCUGCGGUGGUGAAGUUUGACGUUUAUAUUAAUGAUGAUGUUGACACUCCCAGCAGGCCAGACAAGACGGAGUUUGCAGGAAGCUUUGUGCACGUGCCGCAUCAGCAGGCGCAUGCGAAGAAGAAGAAGACCGCCCUGAGAUUGGGGAUCACCGACUUGUUGGAUGACUUGGGAGUUGAUGGCGAUGACGACGUCGUUGUCACUUUGGUUCCUCGGCAAGGUACAGGGCUGGUCAGCAUUGGUGGAAUCAAGAUUGAGCUUCUUUCUUGAUCUGCUUCAGGUGGUUUGUUCUUUCGCCAUUAUCAUGAUCCUUGCUUAUUAAUAAACUUAACGUAAUAUUAUUAUGUGUUUCUACUUUUUCUGUUCUGAGGCUCUGAGCAAUAUGUAUUUCUACUUUAUUUUAGAGGGUCAUGAUUGGUUUCUGAAGUCUCGAGUUUGUUUGAAGGUAUCUACGUAGUUACAUAUUAAUGUAACUAUGACUUAUGUAAAAAUAAAUAAAAAUGGCCUUGUAGUCUA